ACACUUUCUUUCUCACACACGCACGCAGACACAUUCUCCCUCUCUGCGCUCCGCGCCUCGGUCUCCCUCUCUCCCUCUUUCUCUUUCACUUUUGCAUGCCCUGCAACCUUUUAAAAUGUUGCCCCUUCCCUGUGAUUCGCCAGACGCCGCGCCGCGGCCCCCCGCGCGCUCGCCCGCUCCCUCUCUCGCCCGCUUUUUGUCUCUCGCGCUCUCUCUCCCCACCUCCGAUUUGCUACACUGAGGCUCCCGUCAAUGGACUGCAUUGAGAGCCGGCUCCGGCGCGAGUGGCCUCCCCGCUUCACGCUCGAUUUCCAGGCAUUCUUCCCUUAUUAAGUAUUCGUGUAAUAUUAAUAGUCAUGAAUCUCUGCUAUUAGGAGGCUCCAGGAACGCUGCCCAGCGCGGUUAUUAGAAGCUCAAGUGAAGCCGCCGCUAAGAAAAGAGGGGAGACACGGAUUAAGGGACACACACACACACACAUACACUCAUACACACUUUUUCCUUUUUGGGGGUUCUUCAUUUUUUUUUUUAAAGAACUUUGUAUCGUAACUGAUCACGGCAGGAUAGAGACCGUGGGUUCGACCAGCUGAAGGAGCCGCGCGAAUCGGUGGUUCAAGUUCUCAUGGAUCCGAGCGGGGCUCCGGCGCUCGGGGGAGCGUCCGCGCCGUGACUGGAGUCUUUGGGUGGCGCGGGGCUCUCGGCGCCUUUUGUGUGGGGCGCGCUCGGGCGGCUGGGCAGCCGGGUGCUCCGGGCUUGCUUUUUUUUUUUUUCUUUUCUUUUUUUCCACCCUGACUCGUUACCCCAGACUCUUCGCAGAUGUUAGUUCACAGUUUUUCAGCUAUGGACCGUCACGACGGCACCAGCAACGGGACGGCGCGGUUGCCCCAGCUGGGCACUGUAGGUCAAUCUCCCUACACGAGCGCCCCGCCGCUGUCCCACACCCCCAAUGCCGACUUCCAGCCCCCUCCCUUCCCCCCGCCCUACCAGCCUAUCUACCCCCAGUCGCAAGAUCCUUACUCCCACGUCAACGACCCCUACAGCCUGAACCCCCUGCACGCCCAGCCGCAGCCGCAGCACCCGGGCUGGCCCGGCCAGAGGCAGAGCCAGGAGUCUGGGCUCCUGCACACGCACCGGGGGCUGCCCCACCAGCUGUCGGGCCUGGAUCCUCGCAGGGACUACCGGCGGCACGAGGACCUCCUGCACGGCCCGCACGGGCUUGGCUCGGGACUCGGAGACCUCCCGAUCCACUCCUUACCUCACGCCAUCGAGGACGUCCCGCAUGUAGAAGACCCGGGUAUUAACAUCCCAGAUCAAACUGUAAUUAAGAAAGGCCCCGUGUCCCUGUCCAAGUCCAACAGCAACGCCGUCUCCGCCAUCCCUAUUAACAAGGACAACCUCUUCGGUGGCGUGGUGAACCCCAACGAAGUUUUCUGUUCAGUUCCGGGUCGACUCUCACUCCUCAGCUCCACCUCGAAGUACAAGGUCACAGUGGCGGAAGUGCAGCGGCGCCUCUCACCGCCCGAAUGUCUAAAUGCGUCGCUGCUGGGCGGAGUGCUCCGGAGGGCGAAGUCUAAAAAUGGAGGAAGAUCUUUAAGAGAAAAACUGGACAAAAUAGGAUUAAAUCUGCCAGCAGGGAGACGUAAAGCUGCCAACGUUACCCUGCUCACAUCACUAGUGGAGGGAGAAGCGGUCCACCUAGCCAGGGACUUUGGGUACGUGUGCGAAACCGAAUUUCCUGCCAAAGCAGUAGCUGAAUUUCUCAACCGACAACAUUCCGAUCCCAAUGAGCAAGUGACAAGAAAAAACAUGCUCCUGGCUACAAAACAGAUAUGCAAAGAGUUCACCGACCUGCUGGCUCAGGACCGAUCUCCCCUGGGGAACUCGCGGCCCAACCCCAUCCUGGAGCCCGGCAUCCAGAGCUGCUUGACUCACUUCAACCUCAUCUCCCAUGGCUUCGGCAGCCCGGCGGUGUGCGCCGCGGUCACCGCGCUGCAGAACUAUCUCACCGAGGCCCUCAAGGCCAUGGACAAAAUGUACCUCAGCAACAACCCCAACAGCCACACGGACAACAGCGCCAAAAGCAGUGACAAAGAGGAGAAGCACAGAAAGUGAGGCUCUCCUCCCGCCCCGGCCCCGCCCGCCCGCCCGCCGCCUGCCGCACCAGCCCGCGCGCCCACUCGGCCCCUCCCCCACCGGCAGGUGACAGCUCCGGACCGGCGACCCUCACUGCUGCUGCUACUGCUGCUGCCGCUGCCGCCGCCCUCCGGUGCCCCGGGUCCCUGGGUCCUCCGGACGGCUCGCUCGACUGCCAGUGGGCAGCCGCUGUCGACUGGGCCCGGUGCCUCGACUUCCCCGUUGGACCACGCCCCCGCCCUCAAGUGGAGCCUAAGAGAACAGAACGGGCCGUGGAGCCAGCCAAGAAAAGUUCUGUCGAGUUGUGAACUUUUUUUUUUAAACAACAACAGUAAAACCACAAAAACUUUAAAAAAAAAAAACAUUUAAAAAAACUUUUUUUUUUCUAAAAAAAAGAACAUAAAAAAAGUUUAAAAAAAUUAUAUUGAGCUUCAUGGGACUGAAUCACCACCUUCCCUUACACUCUUCAGUUCAGAUUGUAGCCAUACUUAAAAAAAAAAAAAGGCAAAGAGGAUAAUGACAUUUUUAUCAGUAUUGUGAAUAAACUUGAACACAAAUACACGAAGUUCCAUGUCAUGUCUUCAGUUGUAGAAGUUUUUCCUCUUCAAGGUAAAGCGACCAACUUGAACUUUCUCCAGCAACACGAUUCACAGUUAUAUAAGGGAAUCAGUGUUCAUGUCUGUAUAUAUUUAUUUAUGUGUAAUUUAAUGGGAUUUGUAAAUAUGGUGAGUCUGUUUUUUCGCCCUUUUUUUUUUUUAAUUUAUCUGGUGAUCUCGUUUACCUCUUGUUUAGUGGAUUUUGAAUCUUCCCUAUUAGUUCCUCAUGUGGUUCAUGGUACUUAUUUAGAAAUUCAAGGUUUGGGGGAUUCCCACCCCCCCUCCCGGGAUUCAUGAGUUUAGCCCUGUUGUAGCAUGUUAAAGAUGACAAUGAAACAGCUGAACAAAUAAAAAAAAGUAAAAUAAAAUUUUAUACAUAAUUAGUAUUACAUUUAGCUUUUCAUUGAACUGAAAGAAAAAAAAGUGAUAUUGGACCCUGGAAACAAAAAUUUUAAACUUGAGUGGUUUGAUAACCCUUCUAUGUCUUGUGGGGAGGAGAAAAAAAAUUAUUUUGUUCCACUGUCCUCCCUUAAAAGCAUCAUUUGAGCAAUAAAUGAGUAUUGUCUUUACACCAAGGGUUAGGGAUUUUUCCUCUUUCUCUCACUCUUUUUGUUCAGAGAACUCCAAACAUUUGGGACCACCUGGUAUUCUGUAUUUUCACUGGCCAUAUUGGAAGCAGUUCUAGUUGUAUUGUAUUGAGUUGUGCUGGCAGUACUUUCCAUGCCUGUCAAUGUAUCAUAGUCCUUUGUUGCCCAGAUAAAUAAAUAUUUGAUACGCUUUAUGUCGAUUUUUUUUUAUUCAGUGGCUGUCUUUACCCAGGCGUAUUUUUGUUCUUGGCAGUAUUUUUUAUUCAGUAUGGUUACAGUAAUUGAGUUUAACUCUCCCUUGGCAAUUGCUCCUUGCAAUAAGCAGCUGAACCCAUUGUUUCCCUCAAGUAUAAUAAAAACUUACUUUCAACUUGGAGUUCAGAGCAGGGUAUCAUUUAGAUAUUCCACUGAGUCUGUAUUCAGACAAAUGAUACAAUAAAACCCAAUGUAUUCUUUUGGAUAAAAGAUUGUUUGUACCGCUAAAGGAAUGACAUACUAUCUUUUCCUUACCAGAAACAUUAAUUUUAUUAUUAAAAAUAAAGUUUUAUUUAUUUAUGUUGA
Molecule: messenger RNA, 3874 nt
Organism: Marmota flaviventris (yellow-bellied marmot)
Lineage: Eukaryota; Metazoa; Chordata; Mammalia; Rodentia; Sciuridae
Gene: Tfap2a
Product: transcription factor AP-2 alpha
Biological process (GO): regulation of cell population proliferation; anatomical structure development; regulation of transcription by RNA polymerase II
Cellular component (GO): nucleus
Molecular function (GO): RNA polymerase II transcription regulatory region sequence-specific DNA binding; DNA-binding transcription factor activity, RNA polymerase II-specific
Source: RefSeq, a predicted model, not a curated record